Aphidius gifuensis is the source of this 586-nucleotide messenger RNA. RefSeq names its product adenylate kinase (gene Ak2). Gene Ontology annotation, cellular component: mitochondrion; cytoplasm. NCBI's taxonomy places the organism in Eukaryota, Metazoa, Arthropoda, Insecta, Hymenoptera, Braconidae. Bases 62 to 586 code for a protein of 174 amino acids. Gene Ontology annotation, biological process: nucleobase-containing compound metabolic process. The record is from RefSeq and is a predicted model, not a curated record. Gene Ontology annotation, molecular function: ATP binding; AMP kinase activity. The transcript has 2 exons.
ACAUUCCAACCAGUCAUAUAUUUUAAUUUGUUAAUUGUCAAAUUAAUUAAAUUAAUUAACAAUGGCUCCAGCAUCAUCACCAAUAACAAGUGAAAAACUUGAUAAACCAUCAAGAGGAAUAAAUGCUGUAUUAUUAGGACCACCUGGUAGUGGAAAAGGAACACAGGCACCUCUGUUUAAAGAACGUUAUUGUGUUUGUCAUUUAUCAACUGGUGACAUGUUACGUGCUGAAAUACAAGCUGGAUCAAAAAUUGGUGCUGAAUUAAAAAAGAUAAUGGAUGAAGGAAAAUUGGUCAGUGAUGAUCUUGUUGUUGAUAUGAUUGAUAGUAAUUUAGAUAAACCAGAAUGUAAACGUGGAUUUUUACUUGAUGGUUUUCCACGUAGUGUACCACAAGCUGAAAAACUUGAUCAAAUGUUGAGUAAAAGAAAAACAAAACUAGAUGCUGUUAUUGAAUUUGGAAUUGAUGAUAAUUUAUUGGUACGAAGAAUAACUGGACGUAUGAUUCAUCAGCCAAGUGGUAGAUCAUAUCUACCAUUGAUCAAACGAUCUGAUGAUAAUGCUGAGAUUCAAUUACAUGCUGGUUAA